AUGAGUAGGGAUCUUAUGACAACAUGGCACAUUUAUUCAACGGACGUUGAUGGUGCCAGAGAGGAAAUACUUCGAAUUCUUGAAAGAGGGAGCUACGUAAAGACCGUCUAUUUUCAUGGUUGGGAUGGAUUCGGGGCGUCCCCUGUUCUUAGAUCCAUAGCAGAAAUGCUCCAAUGUAGUGGGACCACUCCAGAACUAUGCUUUGACAAAUUAAUUUACAUAGAUUGCUCUGAGUGGAAAAAUAGAAGAGCAGUGCAGAGGGCAAUUGCAGAGGAACUGGACCUUGACUGCUCUGUAAUGGCCAUUCUAGAUGAGCAAGAUGAAGAGGACGAUUGUAACGGAGUUGAUGAAAGUUCGAGAGAUGAUAUAGACAAUGUCGGGCAAGUGAUUGCUCAAGCACUGAUGGACACCAAAUUGAUGAUGAUUUUUCUUAAUGGAAGUGAUGAAGAGAUUGACCUAAGCACCUUUGGCAUUCCUCAUUUUGGAAGAUAUGGCAACAACAUGAUGAUAUGGACCUUCAGCAGAAGUUGGCUGACCAUGGACCAUGACCUUGAACAGGCAGUAGACAAGCUAAGAUAUACUCAUAAUUUUGUUUAUGUCUAUAAAGGAAUCAGAGAAUUGCCAGGUUCAAAGUUCUAUGGACUGCUACAACAACAAGGUGCUGCCAUAGUUGCUCGUGCUGCAUGUAUGAUGGACAUCGAUCUAGCAGUUGUUGCAAAUUGUUGUCUAUAUGAGUUAUUCUUGCGUUAUAAUUUCCACAAUGCCACUAAAAGAAAGUUUGAUUGGGCCGCUCAUGCUUCCAACUACUGGAUGUCCGAUGGGAUCAUAGAAGGAGAUAAAGCAAGGGAUAUUAGUAAUGCAUUGCAUCGAGAGAUAAAUUGGGAGUGUGAUGCUACUUUGGUUGAUAAUGUGCUUAAAAAGUUCAUGGAAGAUUCAGAGCCUCCUUUUCUGGUACUUAAAGAUGAAGAAAUCUACAAAGAAGGGUCAUACCGUUGGAUUUCAGUCACAUCUAAAAAUAUAGAAAUAAGUGGAAUGCAAACUAUACCUGCACCGACCUCAUCUUUCUUCUUGGCAUUUGAAUGCUCUGACUGCCCACCAAGUUUACCAAAUGGCUUCUUUGAACAUUCCAGCAAGCUUGGCGUGCUAGUUCUCCGUUGUUGUGCCUUCAAUUUUGCAUCACCUCCUUUCCUAAUAUGCCAUAGCAUAAGAUUCCUUGGACUGGACCACUGUACAGAUGAUAAAAAAUGUGAAGGAAAGGAUCAUAUAGAGUGGACAUAUUUAUGCAACAUAUCAGUGUUGGACCUACGUUACACAGAUUGGAAUGAGAUCUUAUCUGAAGAAAAGAUGGAUAUCAUGACUAAUAUCAGAGAGCUGAAUAUAGAAGGAGUCAGAGGUUGGCAGUAUAUGUCUAACCUACAACAUCGGCUGCCUAACCUCCAGAGGCUUCGGAUAACAAAACCAACAUGUCAAUGGAUAAUAUCAAAGGAUUUUGAUAACUCCUUUAUAGAUAAGACAAGCAUGGAAAUACUUGACUUGUCAGGCAACAGUGACAUGAAAUCUCUUCCAGCAAGCCUAUCAAUGGCAAGUAGCCUUGGGUUACUUGUACUAGAUGGUUGCUAUGGGUUGGAAAAUGUUGGCAGCCUUCCUUCAUCCCUCGAAUCCUUUAGCUUUAAUGGACAUGGGCCAGCUUCUCAAUGGACACAAGAUGUUGAGCUACCUCUGAAACAAUUCCGUCCGUCGACCACAUCAGAAUAUAAGGAUAUCAGAAUCUCAAAGAUCUCUCUAGAAGGUUGCACACAAUUGAAGAAUUUGUUUUUGUGUGGGCUACCCAACCUCCUGGAGUUGGACCUCUCUGGAACUGCGAUCAAGGUACUUGACUUCAAGACUAUGGUAGUGCAAGUCCCAAGGCUCAAGCGAUUGUUUCUAAUAGGAUGCAAGCAUCUUCGUGCAAUAAUUUCGGUGCACGAGAUUGAUUCUGAUAUAAAACCUGACCUGGAGUUGGUGUGCAUAGACACACGAGUUGGAAUCGUGUGUCCCCAGCCAUCCAUCAACAAGAAGAAACCCCGCCAGUUACAGGUGCAUGUUGUUGCUAGGGAUGCGAGGCUUACUCGCUCUUUGAAGGAUCUGUUGGGGCGUUGUGACAGUUGGUCGAGGAGGGUGACAAAUAUGAAGUAUCUUUGUUACAAUAUCCAUGUCACCUCCUCGCCUAUGUACGGUGGAGGUACUCAAUUUGAAGCAGACAGCAAGAACAAGAUUGGUCCUGAUGAUCAAGAGAGCUUGCAGAACCUUAUUCGAGCAGGCCCAUAUAGUGAUGUCCUCAGCAUUGUUGGAGAUCCCCCGAUGCAGGCUUUCCCCCAACCUCCGAGUACACAGCUGGACCAGCAUGUAGAGAUUGCUAAAGGAAGCUGCUAUGUGGAGAGUGAACUGAAAAGAGGAUUACGUGAAUUGGUUGGAUGUGCUAAAUCCCUGCAUGUGCACGACGUCGACGUAUCAAUACGUGCUGUUGUUUCAAAUCAAGGUUAUUCGUGUGGGUACCUUAAGUGGUGCCGUGUGGAGAGGUGCCUGAAGUUGGAUACCGUCUUCCAAGCGGCUACUUAUGAUUUUGGUCGUCUGGAGACCUUUUGGGCGUCAGAUCUCUUAAUGGCCCGUUGGAUUUGGAGUAGACCUUUUAACCGUAAUUACACCCGCUACAUCUCCUUUGAAAAUCUACAACACCUACACCUGCGCUCCUGUCCCAGCCUGCAGUUCGUGCUUCCGGUGUGGGUCUCCUCCUUCCCGAGCUUGAAGACCCUCCACAUGAUCCACUGCGGUGACCUCGUGCACGUCUUCAUGCUGAACAUAGAAUACCCAGAGGAAAUAACCAUCCAUGGUGUACUAUUCCCGAAGCUGACUGCCAUCCAUCUACACGACCUCCCAAAGCUGCAACAGAUAUGCGAGGUCAAGAUGAUGGCACCCGCGCUCGAGACCAUCAAGAUCAGGGGAUGCUGGAGCCUGCGUAGGCUGCCAUCCGUGGGCUCCCGUGGUCAAGGUGAGAAGAAGCCGGCUGUCGAGAUCGAGAAGGAUGUGUGGGACGCUCUGAAGUGGGACGCCGGCCACUGCCCCGACCACUUCGAAGCGCCGGUCCACUCGCGUUACUACAAGGAGAAGCUGCCUAGGGUCUCCGUCCUCAGGGAGGAGGUGUCGUUGGGCGCCGUGGUGGCGUCGAUGAUAGCUGGACCGAGCAAGGUUGAUGCAUCAGUACAGUUCUGA
Triticum turgidum subsp. durum (durum wheat) is the source of this 3249-nucleotide messenger RNA. NCBI's taxonomy places the organism in Eukaryota, Viridiplantae, Streptophyta, Magnoliopsida, Poales, Poaceae. The record is from the annotation of a GenBank genome assembly.